AUGCCCACGUCACCGCUGCGCGGGCUGACAAUAGCGUUCCUCCUUUUGGCAGAGUCUUUUGCGACUUUGAAGCACCUGGAGCCCUUCGACGAGGUGCAUGCCGCUCAAUUGCUGUUGGAAGUGCUGGCGCUGGGCUUGACGGGCACCAUCCUCAAGGAGCGCGAGAAGCGAGAUAGCUCAGACAAUCUCAGCGGCGUUGAGACCAACAAGGAAGUUCAGCGGGCGGUGGCGGAGGUGGUGGAGCACAUCCCCAAGCUUGGGCCGUGGGCGGAGAAGGUGCGGCUGCUGCCCACGCCCAACAGGCAGCAGUGCUUCACCGAGCCCUUCAACGAGCUGCUUCUGUCGUGCGGCCGCGCGCACGCGGUGAAGUUGUCGUUUCGGGUGCUGGAGUGGAUGGAGGCACUGACCAUCCCCAAGAACUCCUUCACCUACGAGGCCAUCGGGGUGAACGUGGUGAAGCGUAUCACCCGGCUGAAGAAGGUGUGGGACUUGCCGCAGGCUCCGGAAGACAACGCUUGCCCGGAGGUGGUCUUUGCUGGCCGCAGUAACGUGGGCAAGUCUUCCCUAGAGUGCCGGGGUCAAUCCACGGAGUCCGCAGCUCGGGUGGUGCUGGUGGACCCUUACUCCACCGGAGCCAUGCUGGCACCCGAGUUGGACCUCCGGGGCUAUGCGGUGAUUGCCCUGUGGACCAAGGAGUGUGGCGAGAACCGGGGCCACCUGCCCCAGGCGGCCGAGGGUUUCCCAGAAAAGUUCCUGGCCGAGGUGGACGAGCAAGACACCCUGGAGGCGACCGCCUUCGCACUGCGCGCGGCAGGUGGCCAGGAGCCGCAGGAGCCGCUGGCGGUGAUUUGUGGGGGCGAGACCGGGGUGAAGAUCGCCGAUGCCUUGUCGGAGCACAUGGGGCUGCGAGGCAACACCACAACCGGUAUGCCGAACCGCCGCGACAAGCAGGUGCAGCAGGACGCCGUGCAGGCCUUCGGCCUGCGGUCGGUGCGCUCGGUGUGCGGGAGGCAGUGGUCGGAGGUGCAGGACUUCGCGGAGACGGAGGUGCUGCCGAUGAUCGUGAAGCCCGUGGAGUCUGCUGGCUCCGAUGGGGUGAAGCUUUGCAACAGCCUGGCAGAGGUGGAGGAGCACUUCCAACUGCUCAUGACGUCUCAACGCAAGUGUGGCGCCCAGGGCGCCGCCGUCUUGUUGCAGGAGUAUCUCAAGGGCACGGAGUACAUCGUGGAUCAUGUCUCCCGCGAUGGCGUGCACAAGACCACCAUGGUCUGGGUCUAUGACCGCCGCCCUGCCAACGGCGCUGGCUUCGUGUGCUUCGGGCAGCAGUGCGUCUUGCCCGACAGCCCGGUAGCCCAGCAACUCAUCGCCUACACUCGCGGCUGUCUGGAUGCCUUGCGCAUCACCGACGGUGCCACCCACACGGAGGUGAUGAUGACCGAGACUGGGCCUUGCCUGGUGGAAGUGAACAGCCGCUGCCACGGCGCGGCGGGUUCUUGGAUGCCCUUGGCGCGUGCCAUGACCGGGUACACCCAGGUGGAUGCGUGCGUGGACGCCUUCCUGGACGCCGAGGCCUUCCAUCGCCUUCCGGAGGUGCCGCCUCCCUUUCAGGCUGCCGGGCAGGUGUCCAUGCUGGUGUCCUACCACGAGGGCCAGGUGGAAGCCACGCAGUUCCAGAAGGUUCGAGAGCUCCAGUCCGUGGUGUUUCUGGAGGAGAACCUUCUUGCCGGUCACCGGGUGGAGAAGACCAUUGAUCUCUUCAGCCUUGUGGGGAUGUGCGUCUUGGUGCACUCCGAUCCUGACGUACUCGCAAACGAUCUCGACAGCAUCCGUCAGAUGGAGCACAAUGGCUCCCUUUUUGUGUUGGCCAACUGA
Messenger RNA from Effrenium voratum, 1872 nucleotides. Lineage: Eukaryota; Dinophyceae; Suessiales; Symbiodiniaceae. The record is from the annotation of a GenBank genome assembly.